Messenger RNA from Juglans regia (Persian walnut), 3045 nucleotides. RefSeq lists its product as uncharacterized. The record is from RefSeq and is a predicted model, not a curated record. The transcript has 4 exons. Bases 1 to 3045 code for a protein of 1014 amino acids. Lineage: Eukaryota; Viridiplantae; Streptophyta; Magnoliopsida; Fagales; Juglandaceae.
AUGGACAAAAGCUGGAUGAAUUUGGGUGAUAGACUUGUAUCACCUGCAUAUGCUGAAGGGGUUAAAAAUUUCCUCACAAUGGCACGAAACCAUUGUGAGGGAAGUGACCGCAUUCGGUGUCCCUGCCGUAUAUGCUGUAAUAACCUCUUCUUGCCUAUAUUUGAGGUGGAGACUCACUUGUUCAUAAAAGGGAUCAAUCCAAAUUAUACUCAAUGGAUAUUUCAUGGUGAGGAGGAAACACUCCCCAUCAUUGACGACGACACCCGUCUCGGAGUUGGAGUUGAAGACAAGUACAUUGAUGACAUGGACCGUAUGUUAGAUGACAUUCGGGCUGGCACAUUUGGAGAUGCCCCUGAAGACAACACUACAUCGCCAACUCAGCCAUCAAUACCACAUCCCUCCCCAAACUCAACUUUUGACCAACUAUUAGAGGAUGCUCAACGUCCUCUUUUCGACGGCUGCACUAAAUUCUCAAAGCUCUCAUUCACUGUGAGGUUGUUACAUAUUAAAACGCUCGGUGGGUGGUCAAUCAAGUCUUUUGAUAUGCUCAUAAGCCUUCUGCGGUCUGCCUUUCCUGAUUCUAAAUUGCCUAGUUCAUAUGAGGAGGCAAGGUCAUUGGAACGAGGGUUGGAUUUCAAGUACCGCAAAAUACACGCAUGCCCCAACGACUGCAUUUUAUUCUGGAAGGAAUAUGCUAAUCUUAAUGAGUGCCCUAUAUGUAAGGCUUCGCGUUGGAUGCCAAAUACACAUGGGUCACGAGUGAUCCCACAAAAAGUGCUUCGGCAUUUUCCUUUGAAGCCAAGAUUGCAGCGUCUCUUUGUGACAGACAAGAUAGCUUGUGAUAUGAGAUGGCAUAAAGAGCAGCGGGUACCCGAUGAGACUAGUAUGAGACAUCCUGCUGACUCUCAGUCCUGGAAGACAUUUGAUGAAGCCCAUAGUUGGUUUGCUAGGGAUGCUCGCAAUGUUAGACUCGGUCUGGCAAGCGACGGCUUCAAUCCCUUCAACAACCUAGCAAAACCGUAUAGCAUUUGGCCAGUGAUUCUUGUCCCGUAUAAUUUGCCGCCGUGGUUAUGCAUGAAAGAUCAAUUCUUCAUGACAUCGCUCAUUAUCCCUGGCCCAAAAUCACCAGGGAAUGACAUUGAUGUGUAUUUGCAGCCUUUAAUUGAUGAGUUGCUUGAACUCUGGGAACAUGGGGUACCUACAUAUGAUGCUUCCACAAAGGAAAUGUUCAUGUUGCAUGCUGUCUUAUUGUGGACAAUUAAUGACUUCCCUGCUUAUGGAAAUCUUUCUGGGUGGUCAACAAAAGGGAAAUUGGCAUGUCCCUCCUGCAAUUCAAGCACAGACUCCGAUUGGUUGAAGUAUGGUAGAAAACAGUGUUACAUGGGACAUCGACGUCUCUUACCGGCAGGUCACAUUUGGCGGACGAGAAAAUUGUUGUUUAACGGUAAAGAAGAUCAUCGCAUGCCACCAAAUUGGGUUGAAGGAGCGAGUCUCUUAACUCAACUACAAAUGCUUGGAGAUGUCCAAUUGGGAAAAUCUUGUAGGAAGAGAAAACGCACUGCAGAACAGUUGAACUGGACAAAGAAAAGCAUAUUCUACAAACUACCUUAUUGGUCAAUGUUACGGCUUCGACAUAAUCUAGAUGUUAUGCAUAUUGAGAAGAACAUUUCCGAUAGCAUAUUGGGCACUUUAAUGGACAUUCCUGGGAAGACAAAAGAUAAUAUAAAUUCUCGGCGUGACUUGGAGAACUUGGGCUUCAAAAAAGAAUUGCAUCUUAAGUCUGAAGGUGGACGUGUUACAAUGCCACGUGCGUUGUACACAUUACAUGGAGAUGAAAGGAAUAAAUUUUGUGAGUGGCUCGCUGAGGUUAAAUUUCCAGAUGGGUUUGCCUCCAAUGUCGCGCAUUGUGUAUCUGUACGUGAUUGCAAAAUCACUGGCUUCAAAAGCCAUGACCAUCAUGUUUUCUUGCAACGACUGCUUCCUAUUGCUGUUGGGGGGUUCUUAAGGAGUGAUAUUGCACUCGCUUUGACUGAACUUAGCAGUUUCUUCAAAGAGUUGUGCGCCCGAACCUUGGAUGUGAAUCGCUUAUCCCAGCUUCAACUUGAUAUCGUCACCAUUCUAUGCAAAUUAGAGAUGAUAUUUCCUCCUUCUUUUUUCGAUAUUAUGGUCCACCUAGCUGUCCAUUUACCGGGUGAGGCGAUACUCGAAGGUCCAGUUCAAUAUCGGUGGAUGUAUCCAUUCGAACGGUAUCUCGGCAAAUUCAAGCGGGAGCACUAUGACAAAUGUAGGUUGUCAAACCCAAAUUCUGUCGAUCGCACCCAUCAAACUGAGUUUCCAACGUGGUUCAAGCAAUGUGUUCAAGACCAACGUACGGGAAACCCACCACAGUUGUCUGCUGAUUUGUAUGCGUUAGCUUGUGGUCCUGACCCUUGGGUUGCAUCAUACGCUGCCUGCAUUAUAAAUGGGAAACGGUUCCAUACGAAGCAGCUUGAACUUCGUCGGCGAUCACAAAAUUCAGGGGUGUUGGUAACUGGUGACGAAGAUACUAAUAAUUUAGACUUUUAUGGUGUUCUUAAUGAUGUUGUGGAGUUACACUACAUGGGAGGUCGUCGAGUGUACUUGUUCAGUUGUGAUUGGUUUGAUGUUGGUGAUAAGAAGCGUGGGGUCCGAGUAGACGAUCAUAUAACUAGUGUCAACAUGGACAGAACUUGGAAUGUGUAUGACAUUCCACCAGUGGCAAGGGUUCUGGACGAUAUUGAUGGCGAAUCAAGUGAGGAUGAUGGCUAUCAAGAAAAUGAGCCAUCAUUUGAUUAUCCACUUUUACAUUGUGAAGCAUCUCCGGUAUCAACUCCACUUAGUAGGACUGAUAUAGAACCUAUCCACAUUGAUGCACGAGGCCAUAUGGCAGUUGGUCGUGAAUGCAUCAAUUCAACAGACUUUAUUGAUGAUGGAAUGGUUCCAUCUAGUUCCGGAGAUGGUUAUGGUGAUUGGGAAUAUUCAGAUGAAGAUGACCUAUCCACCGAUGAAGAAUCAGAGUCAGAAUAG